Messenger RNA from Fundulus heteroclitus (mummichog), 2619 nucleotides. Its product is annotated as hepatocyte cell adhesion molecule. The transcript is spliced from 4 exons. The record is from RefSeq and is a predicted model, not a curated record. The coding region runs from base 421 to 1212 and encodes 263 amino acids. NCBI's taxonomy places the organism in Eukaryota, Metazoa, Chordata, Actinopteri, Cyprinodontiformes, Fundulidae.
CAAGUUGCAGUAACAGCAGGGGAGUCUGAGCCUGAAAAGCAAGAGAAAAUAAGCAAAAAAUUCAAAUGUGGAGCUGAAAUCAUGAGGCAGUAAAUACUCUGCAGGUGGACUAUUAACCCAAAUUAGAACCAGAGUAUGUCACCAUGCAGCAGGACUAGUAGCUUAGCCAGGGUAUUUAAAGGUCUGUUUAUCUUCUUUUCAACUUACACUGGAAAUGCAUCAACCUUUAUACAGACACUGGCUCUCAACCAUUCAGCGACCUGGGAAACUGAAAAAACAAAACAAAAGAACCAGCAAUGUGUGAACAGUGUUUCCUCUCUGCUUCUCCUUCCUGAUUUCUGCAACUUUCACUCUGGUGAGCUGCGGCAACCCAGACUGUUUCAUCAUAAUGUAAGAGCGUUUCAUGCAGGUUAAGGACCCAUGUUCCAAGCUGCCAUGGCAGCUCAGCUAGGAGUGUCAUGGCUCUCUGUUUACUUUACAGCAGUUCUGCUGUGUUGCGUAUGUGCAAAUAAGGAAAGGAACGUUUUCAAAGCAAGAGAGAGAACAACCAUCACGUUGCAGACAGGAGAGAGUCAGCCCCAUACCCAGGUCGUGUGGACCUUUGGAGCUGAAAACCCAAACAUCCGAAUAGCCACAAUAAAAAUGAGUGAAGUGAAAAGUGACUACGAGGAGAAUUUCAGAGACAGACUUCUUCUUGACCUCCAGACUGGAGCUCUGACUAUUACACAAGUGAAAACAAGUGACUCAGGCAAAUACCGGUUCAAUUCUAUCGGCGGCAAAAUCAUUACGAAAGACUUCCACCUCAUUGUUUACAGUUUGGUCCCUGCUCCGUCCCUCUCAACCACUUCAGCUGUCAUUACCACUAGCUCCAGCUCAGUGACUGUAGAAUGCUCAGUCCACAACAGCAGAGAGCUGACGCUCUCAUGGUACAGAGGGAAGGAAAGGCUGAAGAAAACAAGCAGUCCCAAACUGUCCUCUAAGCUGACUCUUUCACUGGAGGUAAACGCUACUGACAGAGACAAUCACAGCUGUGUGGCUGAAAACCCAGUUGAGAAAAAGACAACCAAACUGCCUGGAAAAGACAUUAACCUGGAAAACACAGAGAACGGCAGCUGGUGUCAAAAUGAAGUCCCUAUCAGGCUGAUUAUCUCUGCUGGGCUUGCCUUGGUUUUGAUUCUUCUUCUGGUGGACCACGUCAGACUCUGCCAAUGAGCUAUGAACUGCAUACUCGGGGAACUCCAAUUUUUACUGGCUAUCACGCUUUUCUACAUUUUUGAGCAGAGACAAUAUAUGCAUGUCAAUUCUCAGUGGAUGAUUGAAAAUGAUUCUACCAGUAACUCCAACAUGACCUGCUAAAUGGAAUUUUGUGUUGCAGGUUUUACAAACAAAACAAUUACCCAAACAAAUCUAAGAAACAAACCUUGUGUGCAAGGGUUAACUAGGCUUAUAAUAAUCAUAACACGGUGGACUCUGCAUUAAAUGUUGUUGGUUGUAAAGUGAAGAGUUUUGAUACUCAGUCGUAAGUAAUGGGUUUUUAGUUGAUCUGAUGAUCCUGAAACCUAAAAAGUUGUAGUUGUUAUCACCUUUCUCAGUGUUGUUGUUGGUUCCUUGUUUUCUUGGAGCUCCUUCUGUCUUUGAGUUCUACAUUUUUUUGGUACUCAUCCUGUUUUAUAUGUUUGUCCUUAAAAAACAGAAGCAAUGGUGUCUACAUGUUUGUACUCUCCAUUUUGGGUCCAUUUACACCCAUGAACAACAAAUUUACUCUUCUGAAUCUUUAUUUUGUCAUCCUUGCUUCCUCCUACCAUUGUUCAGUCAUGUUUUAUUUUUAAACUCUCUUUUGCUGACUAUUGUUGAAUUGUGUGUAAUCAGCAUUUUGAUAACCAUGUGUUUCAUAUAGGGCUAGGUUUAGUGUUGGUGAUAAUUUACAAAGCUAUCUACAGAAGUGCAAACUGUAUAGACUUAGUUUAUUUUUGCUUGCUUAAUAUGUCAAAGGAGUGUUACGGAUGAGAUGUGUCCCAUUUUUACUUAAGUAAAGAUAGAGAUAGAGAUAGAGAUAGAGAUAGAGAAAUAGAGACAGCAACUUUUUUCUCUCUGUCUGAUAUUAAAUCAGACUAAAGAUUUCCUGUUAGGAUUUCUGAGAAGAUUUCUAAUUGAUAAAUACCUGAACAAUAACAGACUUGUUUGUCUCUUUAAGUCAGAAGUUUAACUACAUUAGUAUUUGGUAGAGCCAUCUGUAUACUUUGGGUCAAACAUUUUGGGUUUCCUUCCACUGUCAAUAUGUGCUGUGGUUUAGGACCCAGAGUGCAGCAGGGGUGAUGCAGAGUCAUAUAGAAUAUACUUAUUUUAACAAAUAACUGAAACUUACAUGGUGACAGCAACAGUCUGACAACAGAGAAUUCAGCAAGAAACCAGGAACUUAAAUAAGCUGGGAAAUAAUCAAGAGGAUUGCCAUGAUUCAUCUUGAGUACUUAAAGCAGCCUUCUGAUCUUCAACCUCCUAGGUAUGUUCCAUAUUAUUGAGCCGAUUAUGGAUCCAACCAUGUAAUUGAUUAAGUUACCUUACCAGGUUAAAUGUCACUUUUUAGUAUUUUGUGUGAAAUAAAUUUCUAAAUAAAUCCGA